ACUACCCAAAAUUUACUCUAACACUCACUCACUUGCAGCACAAUCACAUGGGAAAUCAGUAAAAGUUAAUAUUUUUUGACGUUUUUGUGUACCCAUUACAAGUUUUGAUUAGUUUGUUUGAUUGCCGGUCGAUUUUUUGCUCUAAUUUGCACCAACUGUUUGAAUGUGGGAUUCCGCAUAAGCUCAUGGGAAUUAUUAUGUUUGUAAUUGAUGAAAUUGAGGUUACGCCAUAAAAUCAAUUGGCUAUAUGGGGAGUAGCCAAGUCCAUAUAAGCGCAUAGCAAAUCUUGUCCCUCACCGAUGUGGGACAACUCUCAACACGCCCUGCACGUGGGGCGGAUUUUCAAGCUACACAUGGACAACAACUGGAUGACGUGGAGCGCGUGUGACCAUUUAGCUUCACACGAGGACAAUCCGCUAUGAUACCAUGAUGAAAUUGAGGUUCCACCAUAAAACCAAUUGGUCAUAUGAGGAGUAGCCCAAGACCAUAUAAACACAUAGCAAACAUUGUCUCUAACCGAUGUGGGACAUCACUCAGUCAUUUUUAUGUCGACUUAUUGCUCUAGUUUGCACGAACACUGUACGGCUAUUGGGAGGAGUAUCAAUAUUGUUAAUUUGGAUCCUGCUGCGGAAAAUUUUGAUUACCCUGUGGCCAUGGAUAUUAGGGAGCUUGUUUCCUUGGAGGAUGUUAUGGAGGAACUUGGUUUGGGUCCCAAUGGUGGACUUUUAUACUGCAUGGAACACCUGGAAGAAAAUCUGGAUGAAUGGCUCACAGAGGAAUUGGACAAUUACACGGAUGAUGACUACUUAGUUUUUGACUGCCCAGGCCAGAUAGAACUUUUCUCGCAUGUGCCUGUGCUUCGGAACUUUGUGGAGCAUCUGCAGCGUAAAAAUUUCAAAGUCUGUGUUGUCUACUUGCUUGAUUCUCAGUUCAUUACGGAUGUGACUAAGUUUAUUAGUGGGUGCAUGGCAUCUCUUUCUGCCAUGAUUCAACUUGAAUUACCACAUGUUAAUAUCCUCUCCAAAAUGGACCUUGCACCGAGAAAAAAGGAUAUUGAAGACUUCUUGUAUCCGGAGCCUCAAGUUUUAUUAUCAGAGUUGAAUCAACGCAUGGCUCCUCAGUUUGCAAAGCUAAAUAAAUCUUUGAUUGAACUGGUCGAUGAUUAUAGCAUGGUGAGUUUUCUGCCACUAGACUUGAGGAAGUCAAGCAGCAUGAGCUACGUCCUGUGGCUCAGAUCGAUACCUGCAUUCAGUUCGGAGAAGAUGCCGAUGUGAAGGUUAAGGAAUUUGAUCAGGAAGAAGAUGACUGAGCUUAUUAAACUUUUGGUGUAUUUAACACAAUACGUUGAAAUGAAGGAAAGCUUAUUUAUUGAUAUCCCC
Molecule: messenger RNA, 1379 nt
Organism: Malus domestica (apple)
Lineage: Eukaryota; Viridiplantae; Streptophyta; Magnoliopsida; Rosales; Rosaceae
Molecular function (GO): GTPase activity
Source: RefSeq, a predicted model, not a curated record